Molecule: messenger RNA, 1964 nt
Organism: Megachile rotundata (alfalfa leafcutting bee)
Lineage: Eukaryota; Metazoa; Arthropoda; Insecta; Hymenoptera; Megachilidae
Product: 26S proteasome non-ATPase regulatory subunit 5
Biological process (GO): proteasome assembly
Cellular component (GO): cytosol
Source: RefSeq, a predicted model, not a curated record
CCCUAGUGGAACUUUCAAAAAAGUAAUGUCAGUAUAACGGCCAUCAUGACAGAGUGGUUGCAGUCAAGAAUUGUUCGUCUUAGCGAAUUACAAGAUGUUGAAGAAAAGAAAAACAUUUUGUCAGAAAUUAAAAUUAAAUUGGGAAAUCUAGGCAACAGAGAAGUUGAACAGAUUUCUCGUAACGUAGAUUUCGGUCAAUUGUUUACCCAGUUAACCUCGAAUGACAGGGAAGUUAUACAUGAAGUGUGUGAAGUUUUGAAGAUAUUGUUUACUAUCACAGAACCUGGGGAAGUAUAUCAAAGAUAUUCAGCAGAAGUAUCUCAGUUAUUAAAUCAUCCAGAUGCUAUAGUUAGAUCACUUGUUUUGCAUGAAAUUUUAUGCAUUGCUUCUAAUCCACAGAAGAUAUCGUUAUUACUCUCAGAUAUCAGCUUACUAGUGACUGUUAUAAAUAAAAUUGCAGAUGAUGAUUUAAUGGUAGCUAAGUGUGCAAUGUGCAUAAUGAAAGAAAUUGGCAAACAUUCAAAUGGAUUACAGGUUUUAUAUACAGGUGAAUUAUUAAGAAGUUUUGCUAGAUUAUUGGUAAAGAACGACAUCAUUACUUUUCGUAUAUACGAAGUGGUUGUGGAUGUUGCAAAAUCUUCAAAGGAAGGUUUAGAAGCUUCUGCUCGAUCAGGAUUUUUGAAUAGUUUGUUUGAUAUCCUUGAAAGUGAAGAUAUAUUGCUUCAAGUAAAUGCAUUAGAAAUUUUGACACAAUUGGCAUUAACGGAAGAAGGGUUAUGUUAUUUAGAACAGCAAGAUGUAUUGAGAAAAUUGGUUCAAAAAAUAGCACAAGCUAAUGAAAACCCAUUAUCAAAUUUAUUGAUUCCUGGUUUAAUGAAAUUUUUUGGCAAUGUUGCUUGUCAUUGGCCCAAUGAAAUUUUUUCAAAAUAUCCAAUUGUAAUUUCUGCAUUGUUCGAAGUAAUAGAAAGCGGAGAUCAAACUAUUCUUGGUGUUGCAUUAGAUACAUUAGGACAUAUAUCUACAAGUGUUGAAGGUAAAUAUACCUUGCAAGCUUUAGGAGAUGCAUUGCCAUGUACAUUAAAAAAAAUUGCUGAGGUAAUACAGAGAAUGCCUACAGAGCUAAGAAUUCGUGGGCUUAACAAUUUGGCACUUAUACUUGAUGUACCAAAGGCAGAACAGGAUAACAGAAUUUUGUCAUUAACAAAAUCAUGGUUUGACGCAUUAUGCAGUGACCCAAUGGGUAUGAUUGUAGGAAUAUGUAGACAACCAUUUGCAGAUAUUAGGCAAGCAGGUUUAGAAGUGUUAGUGGUUCUAGCAUCUCAAGUAUGGGGUCAAGAAUACAUAUCUUCAUGUCCCGGUCUUGUAGAAUUUUUAUUGGAUAGGAACAUUGAAACUUUCAAAGAAUGUAAGGAAGUCAAAUACGAAGUUGUAAAGCAACUAGCUCAAGCUGAACAAAAUAUUUUCGAUGCAAGUAUAAUGCAAAAAUUUACGGAGUUUAUAAGUCAAGGACCCCACUAUGUAGACAUUGGUACAGAAGUUGCAGUAGAAGGUGGCCUUUAAAAUGUUAUUUUUAUUUUUGUUACGUUAUAUUAAAGAAUUUAAGAUAUUAAUAACUGACAACUACUUUAAGCAUUGUGUAAAACACAAAGUAACUUAAGCUAGAUUCUAAACAAACAGUAUGCUACUAUUUAUUUUCUAUACAAUUUAUGUGAAAAUAAAGUGCAUUGGUAUAUAAACAAAGAAACAAUUUUUUUUCCUGUAGGAUGAAGGAGACAGAUAUACAAAGACAAAUAAUUUAUUUCAUAAGUAAUAGUACAUAUUAAAAUUAAGGCUAUGAAUUUGCAAUAAUGCAAAAGAUGCGUGUGACUUACAUCGUGUUUGUAAUGUGUCAAUGUUUUCUCACUGGUUUAUACUGUUUUUACAUUAAUUACGUACAAUAAAGACGUAUAAAUACUUUUACGAGA